AUGCGCCUGGAAUUUGCCAAUCUUCUAAUAUUUUUUGGAUUUUUCUCGACUUUUCGAUGUCAGGAAAUCACCAAGGACUAUUCGCCAUUGUUAGAUGUAAGUUUUCUUAAUUUCAGAAAAGCAUUUCUUGAUUGAAAUUUUGUGCUGAAACUCAGGGAAUUCCCUCGUAUUUGAUUAUUUCAAGAAAUUCAGCACAAAAUUUCAGUAAAGAAACUUUUUUCAAAAAAAAAAUAUCGGGAAGAACCUGAAAUAGUUAACAUGAGCAAUCUUAAAAUUCAAGAAUUUUUCAAAACUUUUAAUUAUGAGCAACGUUAUAAUUUAACUUCCAGACAGUAAAAAUGUAAAUUAAAAACAUACAGAGAUCUGAAAAGCUUGAGCAAUCCCAAAAAUUAAAACCAAAAACCAAAAUUAUAACCUGAGCAAUGCUAUAAAAUUAAUUAUUCAGAAAAAAAUCUUCCAAAUUUUUUUCCAAAACUUCAUUCUGAAACGGCUGAAACCCUCCAAAAAUCCCCAAAAUUUUCCAGAAAAACACAUCAAUCUCAAAUCCCGGAAUCUAUCUUCGAAUUAUGCCAAAUGGUUUGGCCUAUUUACGCGAAGUCGGAAUGAAAGUGAUAAAUGAGCAAAUUCUCAAAUUGCAACUUCCGGCAAUUCAUGAAAAAAUCGAGAAUGGCGAAGUUUCGAUAAAUAAUGCGUAUAUGUCGAAAUAUUGGGCACCACAAGAAUAUUCGUUGGAUUUGACAGAGCCAAAUAAAUUUAUGUGGAGUAUGAGCAAAAUGCAUUUGAGGUGAGCGCGAAAUUUGAGCCCGGAACUUUUUUUGAGAAUUUAUUUUUGUAAAAAAAACUUCUAGACUAAAAGAAUCUAGAUUUUAAUUUGAGCAAAUUAUCAUUUUUUUUUUCAAGAAGUCUUCAGAAAAUCUGAAAUUUUCAGAAAAAUUUUUUCAUGUUCAAAUAAAUUUCAGUUUUCUUGUUGUUAGAGAUUAACCUGAGCAAUGGUCUGGUUUCGUGAUUUUUGAAAAAUGUUUUUAGGCUGAAAUUUUGUGCUGAAAACGCUGAAAUCAUCAGAAUUCUCUGAAAAUCUGUAGUUUCAUGAGUUUCAGCGCAAAAAUUGAUCUGGAAAAUUUGAAGAGUUCUUAAUAUGAGCGAUUCUACUUGAAAAAUGGCAAUUUUGAAUUUAAAAAAAAUUUGAAUCAAACAUCUAAUGCGAGAUAUAAACUGAGCAAUGUUAGAUAUUUGAAAAAAUGAGCAAUAUUCCCCAAAACAUUUGCAGAGCCGCCGGUGAAUUCCAAGCCUCUCUCAACAAUCCUCUCCUCCUCCCCACUGUUCCAAUCGGCGGUCAUUUCGAAGCUCUUCUCGGUCACAUCGCUCUCUACAUUUCCGUUGGAAUGGAGCGAAGUGCAAACGGUGCACCACAAGUGCGAUCAACCGGCUGCCAGGCCACAAUUGGAUAUGUUGAUUUGAAUGUGCGAAACACUGGAGUUAUCACUGAUUUCUUCAUAAAUGCUUUCAAAGCGUUCCUCAUUGGACAUUUCAAGCCUCAAGUGGAAGUUCGAAUGUGUAAAAUGAUUGAAAGUAUAAUUGAUCGAGAUAUGAAUAUAUUAUUAGGAGGAAUGCCAUUAAAAAUCAGAAUUAAUGAGAAUAAUCUCGAUAUUAUUGGAGAAACCUUCGGACUUGCUCGCAAACCUAAACCUUUAACUCCUCUUAGAUCUCAAGGCCCCAAUUCCUUAUCCAAAUCUGCUAAACAAAUUAGUCUAACUAACUUUGUCCAGCGACUCCGAGAAAAGGAAUUAGUCCUUGAUUACCAGUUGCUCUCCCAACCUUUUGUUCAAAAUGGUGCUAUUAGUAUGUUGGCGAAAGGUGAGAUUUCAUGGAGAGGUCAUGGUGGCACGCCGUUUUAUCCGCCGAAUAUUCGAAUUCCCGCGCCGCACGGUGUACAUAUGGUUGAGUUUUAUGCGAGUGAUUAUUUGGCCAAUUCGAUGUUGUAUCAUAGUUAUAGGCAGAAGUUUUUGGAUGUGACGAUUGGACCGGAAAGUAGUGUGCAAUUACAGGUUGGUUGAGGGGAGAGGGAUGGAAAUUUGGGAUUUUUUGACUCUAAAAAUUCAGAAGAAAAUUGGAAAGUUGGGUUACUGUAGGAAAAAAUUAGGCACAAAAUUCAAAAAUCUAGUUUUUCCUCCGAAAACCCUUCAAAGCUUUAAAGUACUGUAGCUAAUUCCUGACUUCAAAUUAUCGAUCAGGAUCACUGUAGAUCAAUUUUUGGGCAAAAAACUUUUUGGUGAAUUUUGAUUCUUAUAAGAUUUAUUUUCGAAAUUUCAUUGUUAGGGCUAUAAAAAUUUUAGGAAAAAUUCACUGUUUCAAAAUAUUUUGAAGUUUUACAAAAACAUUGCAAGAUCAAUGGGAAAUUGGUUGUAUCCGCCUUUUUAAUUAAAAAAAAACACUGUUUCAAAAUAUUUUGAAUUUUCAAUUCAAAUCUUUACUCUUGACGCCGAAAUUUCCCAAAUAUUUUUUUCCGCAGAGUUUAUUAGUGACAACAUGUGGUCCAGCCGGUUUUUGUCUCGGUGAAUUCCUCGGAACACUCGGUGAACAAUAUCCAAAUCGACAAGUCGAAAUCGAAUUUCGCGCCAAAAAAUCGCCGCUCAUCGUUUUCAUCGAAAAUCGCGCGCGUUUCCGUUUACACGGUGGUUUGAAUAUGUUUGUGAGGCCGGCGAAUUCGACACAGGUUAAAGAGCAGAUUUUGAGAGCUGACACAACUAUGACUGCUAAUGUUAAUUUAUGGAUUAAUGGAAGUUUGAUUGUGGGAAAUUCGACGAUUGAGAAUUUGGAUUUUAAGGUGGGAAAUGGGAUUUUUGGACCAGAAAUGGGUGUUUUUUUCAUGUAAUUUUCUUAAUUUCAGCUCAUCGAGACCAAAAUCAACGAUGUGGAUCAAGACUCCUUCAGUGAUCUCGGAUUAUUCGGCGCCGAAUUCCUCGAAAAACUUUUGACCGAAAUUUUGCAGCUAGGAAUUCAACUACCAACAAUGCAAGGAAUUAUAUUGAAAAGUCCAAAGUACUUUUUCCUUUUCCAGCGAAAAUUCCUCCAAUUUUUCUUUUUUUUUUCAGAUUAUCCUUCCAUGAUCGAUAUUUGAAAGUGGCGACCUAUUUCAAAUUGGACGAAGAAUAUGCGGGAAAUUUGGUGCGCGGUGCAGUUCGACAAACUUUGAAUGGCCCGUUGCUCUUCUAA
Molecule: messenger RNA, 3213 nt
Organism: Caenorhabditis angaria
Lineage: Eukaryota; Metazoa; Nematoda; Chromadorea; Rhabditida; Rhabditidae
Source: the annotation of a GenBank genome assembly